Closterium sp. Naga37s-1 is the source of this 2874-nucleotide messenger RNA. The record is from the annotation of a GenBank genome assembly. Lineage: Eukaryota; Viridiplantae; Streptophyta; Zygnematophyceae; Desmidiales; Closteriaceae.
AUGAGGCCAUCAGUGGCAGCAGUCGACUGGGUGGAGGACGAGUGGUCCGCGGCGCCGUGCGAGUCGUCGCCGCCAGCCUCCACCGCUGCACCCGCCGCUUCGCCGCUUACCCUAACCGCUCCGCCCAAGCGUCUCAAUUCGCUCGCCUCCACGUUUCUUCCCGCCGCCAUCUUCGCGCGUCCUUCGCCCCCGGCCGUCUCGCGGCUCCUCGCCGAUGGGGCUGCGGCGGCUGGCGGCGACGGCGACGGCGAGGAGUGCGAGGGUGAGGGCGGGCCGUACGCGGCGUGGGAGGAUGACGGGGAGGGGGGGGACGACGAGGGUAACGACGGGCGUGCGGAGGCAGACGGGGCCGGGGAAGGCGGCGUGGGGUCGGCGCUGCUGGCGUGGGGUCGCAACCUCUUUCACCGCCCUCCGCCCGCGUCGCUCUCGCCGCCCUCCAAGCUUCUCCAGCCGCUCACUUCCCUCGAAGCGCGAGCCCCCUCCUCCUUCCGCCGGCAUGCCGCCACCAUCGGCAGCAGCGCCGGCAGCAGCGCGGACGGCGCCCGCUCUCUCGCCGGCAAGCUCUGGGGGGCGCUGGCUCCUCGCUCCACACACGCGCACCUGCUCAGUGACGUCAGCAGUGGUAGCGCCAACAUCAGCAGCGCGCCUCUUCAAAGUUCGGGAGGGGCAACGCGCGGAGCUCCGCGAAACGGCGCGCGCAGCUCGGGCAUGGCGGGCGAGUCGUUCGAGUCUGCGCGUUCUGCUCGCGAGCACGCUGCGGGCGCACCAGGGGGAACUAGGGGGAGGGGCAACUGGUCGGCGGGAGGGGGGACGCUGAGCGCUGUGGGCGCGCAGGGCAGCAGGGAGGGGUUGGGGGGGAUGGCGUGUGGUGGUGAGGGUGGUGGGGAUGGCGGACGCGCAGGGGCGGUGGGACGAGGCGGGGAUGGGCGUGGGGCGCAGGGGGGCGGGGGGCAGGGGUGGGCGCACAAGGUGUUGGAGGUGCUGCCUGUGCUGGCCGUGGUGACGCUCAUGGUCUUCGGUACCGUCGCCUACCUCACCGUUGUCGACGCCAUCCUGCCGCGCCUGCGCCCGGCCUUCUCCCUCGCGUGUCCGCUGCAGCAGGGCCACUGGGCGCUCUCCUCGCGCCGCCCGCUCUACCCGCCCUCCUGCCCCUUCCUCCGGGACGACUUCAACUGCGCCAAGUUCGGCCUAUCAGCGCGUGACACGUGGCGCUGGGAGCCGUCGCAGUGCCAGGUGGCGGAGUUCUCAGCGGGGGCGUGGCUGCGGGGCAUGGCGGGGCGGCGAGUGGCGUAUGUGGGCGACAGGGCCGUGGCCAACGCCUUUGACUCGCUGCUCUGCAUGCUCGCCCAGGCCGACUCCCCCACGCCCCUCUCCCCCGCCUCGCCCCACCGUGGCCUCUCCGCAACCAGUGACCCUUCCCUGCCUGUCACGGGCGAGAGGAGGGGGGGACUUGGUGGCAGCGGCGGGAGGAGUGACUCGCAGGCUGGUAGCGGGGAGAGCGUGAGGGCGGCUGCUGAUGGGCGUGUGUUCAUUGGCGCCCUCGACGCCCCCGGUGCUGCCCCAGGUUUCCCCCAUGCCACCUCGGGUGCUCCCCAUGCCGCCUCAGAUGGCCCCCCUGCUGCCCUGCAUGCGGCCCAUGCUGCCACUCCAAGCGCAGCACUGCACGCAGGGGCGAGGGGCAGAGGGGGCGCAGGCAGUGAGGUGAGGCGGGGCGGGGCGAGGCACAGCGAUGGAGGGUGGGGCUGGAACCCCAUCAGGUGGGGCGCGUGGACAAGGCAGGGCAGGGGGCAGCGCGUGGGAGCAGCUUAUGCUGCCGGCAGUACAGGCGAUGCCACGGGGGCCAGCAGCGCCACCAGCCACGGUGGCUCCUCGCCUGCUGCUGCAUCGCCGGUGUCGUCCGGCCUGUUUGACAUGCAGCCGCUGCACUACUGGUUUCCGCGUUUCAACUUCACUCUCGCACUGCUGCCCUCGCCCUUCCUUGUCCGGACGUCGCUGCACGCGCCAGUCAACGCCACUCUCUGCCAGCUGCAACGUGCCGCCGCCGCCACGCCACUCAACACCUCUUCCGCUCUCAACACCACCACCACCAACACCACCAGCACCACCAGCGGGGCACCUGCAAGUGAGGCGCCAGAUCAUGCAGCGGCCGCGCCACCAGCCGAGGCAAGCAGCGGCAAGGAUGAAGGGCCGGCAGGCGGCGAUGCGUGCUACCCGAACCGCAUGUAUGUGGACGAGCCCGACCCCGCGUGGGCGCAGCAGGCAGCACAGUUCGAUGUGCUGGUGCUGGCGUCGGGGCGCAGCUGGACGGAGGAGGCCGUGGAGACCAACGGGCUCAGCAUUGUGGCGGGCGGGGUGCGGCGCAGUGAGCUGAGUGUGGAGGGGCUGGUGGGGCAGUGGGCGUACCCGCUCGCCAUGGCGGCCGUGGCGUCGUGGCUGGGCAACGCGUCGCACUUCAACGGCACUGCUGUGUUUCGGUCGUUCAGCCCCACGCACCCGCGCAAGGAGUGCGCCGCCCGCACCUUCCUCCCCGAUGCUGAACAUGCAGCGGAUGUGAUGGAGGAGGCACGGCGCUACGAUGAUGCUGUGGCCCAUGCCAUCGCCAUGGCUCAGGACACCACCCACACCUCCACCACCACCAGCACUGCAGCAGGGGGGCCAGCACCAGGGGGAUGGGCAGCAGCUGGGCAUGAGGGUCCGCGGCUGCACUGGAUGAACGUGUCGCUGCUCACAGCACAGCGCGCUGAUGCCCACCCCUGGAUGGCAUCGCCUGGCCGCCCCACAGCGGACUGCACCAGCUGGUGCCUGCCUGGCGUGCCCGACACGUGGAACGAGCUGCUCGCUGCCACGCUGCUCAAACUCUUUGAGCGCCACUGA